Molecule: messenger RNA, 3470 nt
Organism: Alnus glutinosa
Lineage: Eukaryota; Viridiplantae; Streptophyta; Magnoliopsida; Fagales; Betulaceae
Exons: 1
Coding region: 77-2890 (937 amino acids)
Biological process (GO): transmembrane transport; intracellular zinc ion homeostasis; zinc ion transport
Cellular component (GO): Golgi apparatus; membrane
Molecular function (GO): zinc ion transmembrane transporter activity
Source: RefSeq, a predicted model, not a curated record
CAGAAACAAAAAUCAAACGCCUAUCUCUCGUAAGCUUCGUAGACCCAAAACGUAAAAGAAAGCAACAUCGUCCACCAUGGCCGAUCACCGCCACCACCACCACCAGCAACAUCGGCCUCACCGCCUCUCCCUCCCACCACGCGCCACCGCAGCCACGAAUCCCACCACACCCACCACCGUGAAUAGACCGUACCCUCUGUACCCAUACCCAACCUCAACCCCAACCCCAACCCCAUCAAAACACCGCCUUGCAUCCCUCUCUUCCUUCAACUCCAGAACUUCCACUUCUGCAGAGUCCUCCCUUUCCUUCCUCUUCAUUCUCCUCUUCUCUCUUCGCUCCCUCUACUCCCUCCUCCCUUUCCUUCGCUCAUCUCCUUCCUUCUCUCUCUUCCCCUUCUCUUUUUUCGUCUCCCUCCUCUCCUUCCUCUUCACCCUCUCCUUCUCACUCUUCGCCUCCAAUUCCAAAAACCCAUUUCACCCGAAGUCUCAAAGCCAACCCCUUUUAUCAUUGUCCUCGAUCACGCAAUCUCAGCGGAGAGUUUUGGUCGCCAAGUCCGUUCUUUUGGCUGUGGUCUUUCUUCUUCGAUUCCAAGCGCUCAGAUACUGUGGCACAGCGGCGAUGAUUCUCGCGGAAAUGUCUGGCAAUGUCGCAGCCCGGUUCGUUGCCGAGGGGAGGGAUCGGAGUUUCGGUGACCUGAUUCGGUACCGGUCGUCUAAGGUUCGUGGGUUUUUCGCUUUGUUUUUCGGGUUGUUUUUGUUGUCUAUUAGUUGGGAUCGGAUUGAAUGCUUUCCAUUUUCUGCUUCUUUGGUCGAGAAAUGGGGUGUUUCGGUGUUUCCGAGAGAGAAUUGUGUGAGAGUUUGGCCAAUGUUGCUGCCGUUUCUGUCUGGGUUUCUUGGUUGUUACGAGCGCGUUUCAAUGAAUUGGGGGACGAUUAGGCAACUGGGUCGGAAACGGGUUAGGCUGAUUUCGCUGUUUUUCACAACAAUUGUUCUUUUUGUACCUGCUGUUAUUAGUAUGCUCAUGUUUAAAGCUGAGGGAGAUAGUGUUUUCAUUGGGAAUUUGAUUUGGCCUUUGGCAAACACUGUUGUUUUCGGUGUGCUUUUGAGUGAAAACUAUAGUGAUGAGAAGCUCGUGAGUUCUAAAGAUUUUCGGAGGGAGUUUUUGGUUACAUUUGUUUGUACUCUUGUUUUAGAGCUGUUCUAUUUUCCUGAGCUCUCGCUUUGGGGAUUGCUGAGUUGUGGUUUAUUGCUUUAUGUGGCUGUUUGGGAGUUAGAUCCUGUUGAUUCGAAUUAUCUUGAAUUGGGGGUGGAGUCUCCUGAGUUAUUUACUACCUCGAUUAUGAAAGCUAUCCGGCAUAUUUGGAGUGAGAGGAAGUCCCGUAAGAUUGCACUUUUCCUUUUGAUCAACACAGGGUACAUGGUUGUGGAAUUUGUUGCCGGGUUCAUGAGCAAUAGUCUUGGGUUGAUAUCUGAUGCGUGCCACAUGUUGUUUGAUUGUGCUGCUCUGGCAAUUGGGCUAUAUGCUUCAUAUAUUUCACGUUUGCCUGCAAACAAUCAGUUUAAUUAUGGUCGUGGGAGAUUUGAGGUUCUUUCGGGAUAUGUUAAUGCUGUUUUACUGGUUCUGGUUGGAGCACUAAUUGUUCUGGAGUCAUUUGAGAGGAUUUUGGACCCUCAGGAGAUAUCAACUAACAGUCUAUUGACUGUUUCAAUUGGAGGACUUGUGGUUAAUGUGGUUGGUUUGAUUUUCUUUCAUGAGGAGCAUCAUCAUGCCCAUGGUGGAUGCUCACAUUCUCAUUCUGACUCCCACUCCCACCAUCAUGACCAACAUUCUCAUGAACAUUUAGGACAUGAUCAUGAGGGAUGCUCACAUUCUCAUUCUCACUCCAAAUCCCACCAUCAUGACCAACAUUCUCAUGACCAUUUUGGCCAUGAUCAUGAGGGAUGCUCACAUUCUCAUUCUCAUUCUCACUCCCACUCCCACCAUCAUGACCAACAUUCUCAUGACCACGUUGGACAUGAUCACGGAAAACAUCAUGAAUGUACUGCUGAUUCCCGUGAAUGCCAUGAAAAAUCAUGCUCUGACCACACUGACCAUCAUGAACAACACAGUUGUAAUCCCUAUGGCUGUGCUGACCACUGUAAAGAAGAUCACAUUAGUGGGAGAACCAACUGUAACGAUCAUCUUGAGCAUGCUCACCAACAUGACCACCAUAACCAUCAUCAAGCUGACAACCAUGUACACGAAAGCUUCCCCCAUAGUUCUUCAAGAAGCUCAUGUAGUCAUUCCUUUGAAGGUCAUAAUGUGGCAGAAUCUCAUGGUCAAGGAGCAGGUUCUCAAACCCAUACACACUGUUCAGAUACUAAAAGUUGCUCCUCCACAGGAAAUCAUGGUUCCCAAUCAAGAAAACUUCCGUCUAUUGGAGAAGAACCACAAAAACACCAUCGUCAUGUUGACCACAACAUGGAAGGAAUAUUUUUGCAUGUUCUUGCAGACACCAUGGGAAGUGUUGGAGUUGUCUUAUCGACCCUUUUAAUUAAGUACAAGGGAUGGCUUGUUGCUGAUCCUGCGUGCUCAAUAUUUAUUUCAGUCUUAAUUGUAGCUUCAGUUAUCCCAUUACUCAGAAACUCUGCAGAAAUUUUACUCCAAAGAGUUCCUAGGAUGCAUGAGCAGGAUUUGAAAGAAGCUCUAACUGAUGUUAUGAAGAUAAGGGGAGUACAUGGGAUCAGGAAUUUGCACGUAUGGAGUUUUACAAGCACAGAUGUUGUGGGGACACUAAAUCUUCAUAUCUCAAAGGAAACUGACAAGGCUUCUACAAAGGCACAGGUUUCACGGAUAUUACAGGGUGCUGGAGUCAAGGAUUUGACAUUGCAGGUGGAAUGUGUUGGGUAAUUAGUCUAGUAACUUUUGACCUAGUUUUCAUCAUAUUUGGAGAGUAUCUACAGUGAAAGUGAGAAGUGAUAUGCCAUUAUCAACUUGUCAUCAACAUCUUCCUAAUGUGCUGUUGGGCUUGUAGAGAAGUGCGGAUCUUCAGUGCCAAGGAGUUGAGACAACCUGGCUGGGUUUUGUAAGCAGUGGCAGGUGUGAUGGCUGCUUAUAAGAUCAGUAUGCUUCUUUCCAUCAAAUCACAACAAUGAAGAUUCCGUGUUCUUUUCAGUUGGUUAACAUUCUAACUUUGAAAAAGUUAUUUGCCUAUACGAUUAUUUGGUCAUGUGGAAUUUUGCACACGUGAAAGAACAAGCAGAGGAUGCUGGAUUACUUGGGAAACAAGCAGAAGAUGCUGGAUUAGUUGGGUAUGUAACUUUUUGCUAGUAUAGGUAUACUUUUGUAGUUCAUGUCCAUGGGUCAUUUGGAUCUUACCGUUCUAUUGAUGUUGUAAUUUUGAGUUGUGACACAACUGUUUCCUUGCAUGACUUACUCUUGGAACCACAUCUUAGCUGUGUGGAAAUAUAUAGUUGAACAAUUUUGAUUA